Anarrhichthys ocellatus (wolf-eel) is the source of this 567-nucleotide messenger RNA. Its product is annotated as olfactomedin-like. Gene Ontology annotation, biological process: signal transduction. NCBI's taxonomy places the organism in Eukaryota, Metazoa, Chordata, Actinopteri, Perciformes, Anarhichadidae. The record is from RefSeq and is a predicted model, not a curated record.
AUGACAAAUGUGCACAGAAAUUCUGAAUACACAACCAAUAAUUACGUUGGCCAUGGUAAGUUAUAUUAACAGGCUGCCAACCCAGUCAGAAUGUCCAAAUUAAAUCUGACCUCCUCUGUUUAUAGUCACCGACAAAUCACAAAAGCAAGCGACAGAUUCACCUGCACUUAUUCGCCAAACCAGUAUCUGGACCUUUCAGCUGAUGAGAAAGGAUUGUGGGUAAUGUAUGCCACAGAGGAGGCCAAGGGUAAAAUUGCGGUCGUUAAGAUAAAUGACAAAUCAUUCGGUAUUGAGGAUGAAUGGACCACUAGUGCGUUCAAGCCUCGAGUAGGGAAUGCUUUCAUGGUGUGUGGAGUUGUGUACGCCACCAGGCCAGGAGAUCUGAAGACGGAGGAGAUCUAUUACUCAUAUGACACCAAGACUGGAGAGGAGAGAUACAUGAGUUUUCCCCUUUAGAAAUUCCAGGAGAAAUUUGUCAACCUGCACUACAAUCACACUAAUCAGAGGCUUUACAUGUACAACAAUGGCUAUUAUGCGUCCUACAAUGUGAGGUUCAACAAAGAAUGA